Ctenocephalides felis (cat flea) is the source of this 618-nucleotide messenger RNA. RefSeq lists its product as uncharacterized. Gene Ontology annotation, biological process: DNA repair; telomere maintenance. The transcript has a single exon. Gene Ontology annotation, molecular function: DNA helicase activity. Lineage: Eukaryota; Metazoa; Arthropoda; Insecta; Siphonaptera; Pulicidae. Bases 1 to 618 code for a protein of 205 amino acids. The record is from RefSeq and is a predicted model, not a curated record.
AUGGCGCAUAAGCAUUCGCUUGAAGCUCUUGAUAGGUCGCUGAAAGAUAUCAAAAAUAAUUGUCUUUUUGGUGGCUGCCUAUUGCUACUGUCUGGCGAUUUCAGACAGACAUUGCCCAUUAUUCCACGAGCGACGCGUGCUGAUGAAAUAAAUGCCUGCUUAAAAAAGUCUUAUCUGUGGCGCCACGUAAAGAAAUUAUAUCUUAGUGUUAACAUUCGUGUUCAAUGUCUAAAUGAUGCACUGGGGUCGAAAUUUUCACAACAAUUAUUGGAUAUUGGUAAUGGCAGAAUUAAUUUUUAUGAAAAUACAGAGUACAUUCGAUUCCCUGAUAAUUUUUGUAAUAUGGUUGAUAGCAAAGCCAAGCUAAUAGAAAAUAUUUUUCCAAAUUUAAAGCAUAAUCAUAAAGAUCAUGAGUGGCUACAAGAACGAGCAAUUUUAGCAGCAACGAAUUUGGAUGUUGACGAAAUGAAUUUAAAAAUACAACAGAUACUGCCAGGAUAUGAAUUUACAUUUAAAUCAGUUGAUACUGUUAUUGAUCCUGAUGAAAUCGUCAAUUAUCCAGUCGAAUUUUUAAUUCUCUUGAUUUACCAGGAAUGCCGCCGCACAAAUUACUAUUGA